UUUUCCCAGUAAUUAUAAAUUUGUGUUCAUUCUCUUUACAUAUCUUCUUGAUCAGCAUUCCAAAUCGAAGGUAGCUUGCUCAGCUAGCUAAGUGGAAACAAUAUGCAAAGGGGAAGAGGAGACCAAGACGGUUCCAGCACCUUAAGCAAUACAUUUGGAAAGCUAGGGGAAAAGAUUUCCACCAUUUUUGGAAAAUCUCUCACAUUUGGGAGCUUUUUUGGAUCCAAUAGCCCCCCUUCAAAAGCAACCCUUCCUGAUGAUUUGCCAGAAACUAGUAGGUCCAGUGGGCCAGUCAUUGAGGAGUUAGAUACUGAUGAUGAUGAUGGUGAAGUAGAAAAGAAUGGAGGAGGUGAUCUUGGAGAAAACAGGCAGAAAAUUUUGUCCACUUCUUGGGCUAACAGAAACCCAGUUGUUGAGCACCCUGAGGAUCUAGCAGAUGACCAUAACGAGAUCAAGAAAUUAAGGAAAAAUAAUGUAUCCUUUGGUCCCAUUAAAGGAACUCAAAGUGUGGGCUACAGAAGAGUAACAUAUGGUGGAAUACAUGGAGCCUAUUUAACAGCCACAACAACUCGCCAGACUGGAAGUGAUGGUAGGGUCUGGGAGGAGACCAAACAUGCAGAUGUUACAACUGGUGAAGCAACACACACAGUCUCCAGAGGAAUUCAUGAUAAGGGGCACACACUCACAAGGAAGCUUAAAUCAAAUGGCAAGGUGGAUACAGUGGAGACUUUGCACAAUUUGGAGGAAGAUGAAUUAGUUGGUUUCGACCGGGAUUGGAAAUGUAAUGCCAAUAAGCAUCUACCUGGAUGGAAUGUCGGGCGCAACUACAAUACAGGGUCAACUGGCAACUCGUUCACAAUGACAAAUCGGGAUUCUCCAUUUAGAGAGGGGUUUCGAGGUCUAAGGCCCGACCUUAAUGUCAUGGCACGCCCAUCCAGGGCGAGACAUAAAAAGGUUGUAACAAUUAACAUUGAAUGAAGGUCGGCAUUUGGCUUAGUUAG
Ipomoea nil (Japanese morning glory) is the source of this 1001-nucleotide messenger RNA. RefSeq lists its product as uncharacterized. The coding region runs from base 103 to 978 and encodes 291 amino acids. NCBI's taxonomy places the organism in Eukaryota, Viridiplantae, Streptophyta, Magnoliopsida, Solanales, Convolvulaceae. The transcript has 6 exons. The record is from RefSeq and is a predicted model, not a curated record.